This is a messenger RNA of Plasmodium fragile, 1521 nucleotides long. RefSeq lists its product as uncharacterized. NCBI's taxonomy places the organism in Eukaryota, Apicomplexa, Aconoidasida, Haemosporida, Plasmodiidae. The transcript is spliced from 3 exons. The record is from RefSeq and is a predicted model, not a curated record. Bases 1 to 1521 code for a protein of 506 amino acids.
AUGAACAUCCUCGCGCGGUUAAUCCUGCUGUUGCUGGCCCUGCUGCACCUCGCGAAGAGUCAAUAUAGCAAAGACGGAGGAAGGGAAGGUAAUAAUAAUAAUAGGGGCGUACCUAUAAGGCAGUACAAUGUGGGGGGAAAAUGCUUUAUUUGUACUUCGUGUCCCCCCAAACGUUACCUAAUUGGAAAAAAGAGUAGAGUUGUGAAAAAUUUUAAAACAAGUUUUAGCAUAACGGAUGUCCAAAAUUUGGUGAAGAAAAUACCACGGAUAAAUUACCCCCUUUUAUGUGCCCCACUUGAAGUGCUACUUCGUCUGAGUAACAUUUUCUCGUUCAUGUUAACCCUAAAUGCACUGAAGUUGAUACGGAAUGAACAUAGGAUUGCUCUGAAUGAUAUAGCUGAUAACAUAAGCUCGAGGAUAUUUUUGCUAAAUGCGAUAAAUGACGUGGUCAGGAAAAUACCUGAGGAGGCCCCUCAGUUGUGUAAAAUUUUCCUUUUUUGCGUCGCCCAAUUUUGUACACAGUUUUUUUUUUCCCGUGUAACUGCGCAUUUGUUUUAUGAUAGGAAUGAGAAGGGUGUCAUAAAGGGUGGGGGAGAUGACGAACAAGUGCAGGUGGAAAAAGACGGUCAGGGGAAGCUGCACAUGGAUGGGGAAGGAAAUCUCAUUGCGCCAAUUGCAGAGGUCACCCCGCAAGAAGAACAGGAGGGAAAGAGUUACACCAGGACAAAUGAUGUGAACGGCCGAAAAAUAACUACGCAUGAGGAAGACGCGGGAGAAACGGAACAAAUGAAAAUGCUACAACACAUGUGCAUGCUAAACCAGUCCGGACUGAUACCAAUAUAUGUGUACAAUCACCUGUCCAAGAAGCUCCAGUUUGAAGGGAAAAAUAUUUCUCUCUUUGUCAACUGUUAUGUGCUAAUUAGCGGCAUUUUAACAAAAUGUUAUGUAAAAUUUUUUGUACAGAAAAAAAAAAAAACAAAAGAAAUAUCAAGCGAUGAGAUGAUGAAGGGCGGCAUUUUCCUAUCAUCCAUGUUCAGUUCACUUUUGAAGAAUUCCUAUUUUUGUUUCCUUUGCAUUUCUAUUUUUUUCAAAAUUUUUGAAAAAGCUAAUAUAUUUUAUGAACAGUCCAUUAAGCAGUCUAUGAUGAUGUUCAACACAAUAUUGACUCCAUCUGUGUAUGUGAUCCUGUCGAGUAUUUUGUAUGAAGGAAUUAAAUUGCCUUUUUCUGUAUCUUUUAAAGAUCUCCUCUUCGUGUUGCAAAACAGAUUUGUUGUGUUUCCUUCCCUCAUUUGGGCCAUGCUGCAUGUGAGCAAUCGCGACGGAGUUUUUAAGUUUGACAAAAACUUACAGCUGUACUUGCUAGUCCAAGCCAUGACCCCCCCAAGCUACAACCUCUUCCUGUUGGCGAAAAAUGGUAGAGAACCCAAUAGCAUUCGGAAGAUCCUCAGUCUGUCUUACCCCCUGUAUCUUAUAGCAUUAUACUUUUAUGCCUUAGGCCUGUUUAGCUAUUUUAAGAAUUGA